AGGAGCCCAUCUCAGGGUGCAGGAUCUGGCCGUGCCCCAGCCCUCUGCCAGCCUCCCCUGAAAAUGCCGAGGACUUCACAGCCCCUUUCGCUCCUGGUCCUGCUCGUCCUCGCCGCCACUGCCCGGGGACAGGCCGGCACCGGCCCCAAGGAGCUGCAGCCCUGGCUCGUCAGCCUCACGGCCGUUGUCGUCUUCCUCUUCAUCGUCUUUGUGGUCCUGCUCAUCAACCGGCUCUGGCAGAUCAGGAUGCGCAGGAAGCAUGGCGGCCUCCAGGAGACCCAGGGGACUGAGAGGCUGGAGCACGCUGGCUGCGCCAACCCGGCGGCCGAGAAGGACAGCGACGAGGAGAGCGACGGCGAGGAGCAGAGCAAGGCCACGUCCCUCUGA
This is a messenger RNA of Haliaeetus leucocephalus (bald eagle), 387 nucleotides long. It is a transcript of the gene SMIM24, whose product is annotated as small integral membrane protein 24. NCBI's taxonomy places the organism in Eukaryota, Metazoa, Chordata, Aves, Accipitriformes, Accipitridae. The record is from RefSeq and is a predicted model, not a curated record. The coding region runs from base 64 to 387 and encodes 107 amino acids. The transcript has 4 exons.